AUGCUCCUGGUCGACGGCGAGCCCGUCCCCUGCUCCUCCCCCGAGGGGAGCAGCGGGAGGGAGCUCGUGGCGGCGCUCAUGGGGAACCCCGGGCUGCGCGCCGUGUCCGAGCGGCUCAGGGCCACGCCGGAGAAGCGGGUCCCGUCGGGGCCGGAGGGGGCCAGGCACGUGUACGUGUUCCAGCGGGAGUACGCCACGGUCGAUCCGGCGCGCGUCGAGUUAGUGGGCACAGAUGAGAUGACUACAUGUGUGGGUGUUGCAAUUCGCAACAACAAGACUGGAAUGACUUCCAUUAGCCAUAUGGACUUUCCAAAGAUUGUAGAAGGAGGGUUCAAACAGAUGCUAGAAUUACUUGGUGAUGACGACGAACCAUUUGAUGUUCACCUGAUUGGUGGCUUCGAUGAUGCUUCUACAAAGGUAGUCUAUUCUUCUGGAGGAAAGCACAGCAUACAGGAAGGGUACUCCCAUCCACUUUGUUGCAAGAUAGUUGAAGUGCUGCAUAAAUCCCAGCAACGGUUCCACCUCCGGUCUUUCUGUGUCCUUGGGAUCAACACUAUGACUGAUUCUUAUGGGAAUGCGCGACCCAUAGUUGGUGGAUUUGUGAUGCAAACAUCAUCUGGAGUUGUUACUCCUGCAAGCUUUGACAUCACUUCAAGGUGUCCUGAUGAAAUAGUCAGAAGAAUUCGUGUGAGUGUUUCUUCUUAUGAUCCAAAUUGGCGAGGAAAGUUGCUGGAGACUUACGACACACACGCUGAUAUUUUCCAGAUUGCCCCUGCCUGCUGGAUGCCAGAUUGGGCAGAAAUGGCAUCCUCACUUAACCAGCUUUCAGACUCUGAAGUCCUGCUUCAAUGCUCCACCUCUCCAGCUGCAGAACCACCUCAUUUUGUGGAAACUGAGAGAAGGAUAUGGAAAUACUUGAUCGAGAACCCAGACUGGGAAGACAUAUUUCCAAAGUACAAGCCCCGGGUCUUCCAUUGGACCAAUGAUGGAAGGUGGUCAAGGCACUCUUAG
Molecule: messenger RNA, 1011 nt
Organism: Triticum turgidum subsp. durum (durum wheat)
Lineage: Eukaryota; Viridiplantae; Streptophyta; Magnoliopsida; Poales; Poaceae
Source: the annotation of a GenBank genome assembly